Clavispora lusitaniae ATCC 42720 is the source of this 1026-nucleotide messenger RNA. Lineage: Eukaryota; Fungi; Ascomycota; Pichiomycetes; Serinales; Metschnikowiaceae. The record is from RefSeq and is a predicted model, not a curated record.
AUGGGCGCGGAGCGGCGCCCUGGAGUCGCGCGAGCUGACGUUUUCGCCCGCGCGCAGUUUCUUGACCACGCGCGUGGAGCCGGGCGCCCGCUCGGUGACAAAGUACGGCGCCAACAUGCGCAGGCGGAAAAUGUCAUGGAUCAAGUCGUGGGUGUAGAAGGAAACACCGGCAUAGGGCACCAUGCCGAGGAUGGUGGGGCCAAAGCCACGGUAGAAGUUGGAGAGCGGCACCAACGCCGCCGGCACCGUCUUGCGCAUGAACUUGAGCCAGCGCGGGUCCAGGUCGCGCAGCGGCGGGUGUUCGGCGUACACCAGGCGCACAAUGGCCCAGAUGCGCCCGCGGUGGUGGGCGACAAAAUCCGCAUGGUGCGGGUGGCGCGCGGCGUGGGCCAAGGCGCGGGUCUCGAAGGCAAGCCGCACGCGCACCAAGUCGAGCGGGUAGGUGAAAAACACCGACGCAAGGCCGGAGAGCGAGCCGGCCAUGAAACGGCGUGCGGCGGUCUCGUGGAUGUCGUUGGGGAUGAGAAUGCUGCGGAUCUGCUCGUAGGCGACAAACUUGAUGGCCGCGUAGGGGAAAAUGCGCAAAAGCGUCACCAGGUGGCCCUGGAAAAGGCCCAAAAAGCCGUCGGACGCCACGAUCUUGCGGGCGGCGCGGCCGAGCCCGAAGAGCGAGCCGCGGAACUCGAGAAACUCAGGGUUGGACGUCUGGAACAAGAUCUUGAUCCGGUCCAACGGCGCUAUGAGUGUUUUCGCCGCAGACCCCGAGAUGCCGCCAGCAAGGCCCGAGCGCAACACGUACUCGGCCGAGUGUUUGUCGAUCGUUUUGAUUUCGUCCGGCGGGAGAAAGUCCAGCGACAUGAUGCUAGAUGGUUAAUGCUCGACGUCUGCGCUCGCCUAAAAAUGGUGAUAGUGGCUCGAACUUCCAAUGACUUUUGGUGCUUCGCGAUUUGCGGGGCCUGUGUUAGGCGCAGGACGGUUCGUGUGGGCGAGAUGGCGCGAGGUGGCUGGGUGGGAUGCGUUUUUUGA